Messenger RNA from Gossypium raimondii (Peruvian cotton), 1035 nucleotides. RefSeq lists its product as hypothetical. NCBI's taxonomy places the organism in Eukaryota, Viridiplantae, Streptophyta, Magnoliopsida, Malvales, Malvaceae. The record is from RefSeq and is a predicted model, not a curated record. The transcript has a single exon. The coding region runs from base 173 to 895 and encodes 240 amino acids.
CUUUUCCCCAUCUCUCUUUACUUUUCCUUCUCUUCCAACUUACGCGAAUCAAUUAAACUAAAAACAAAAUUCAUAAAUUUUUUUCAUAUAUAUAAUACUCUCCUUAGCCGACCAAUUCAUUCUCUCCCGAGCUUUUCCCUCUUUUUUUUUUUCUCUUAAGCAAUCAAAAACAAUGGGAGAAGAAGACAUUACUACUAGUAUCCAAGUUCUUCAUGAAGAAGAUGAAGAAGCACUUUCUCUUUGUGAUCUUCCUUUAGAAUAUUUAGAUACCAAAAACAGUCCUACAAAUGAUCAUUUGCCUAAUUUAAAGCAUACCCGAACCCAGAAAUCAUCAUCCGAGUACGACCCAGAAUUUUUCGAGUUCUUCAGCGACAAAAACGGUUCCCAUAUGUGCCCGGCCGACGACUUAAUCUUUGGUGGCAAGCUCGUUCCUUUGAAACAACAACAACAACAAUACUUUCCGAGUCAAACUCAAAGCCAUGUACUUUUUCGCAAACGAUCCGAGUCACUUUCCGAGUUACGUACCCAAAACAGAGCUGUUCUUCUUAGGAAUAGUCGUUCUUUGGAUUACCAAAAGCCGAAGCUUCAUCGGUCUGAUAUGGCGGAGAGGAACUCUAAACCCGAGGUUUCUUCGCCUAAAAAGGUGGUUAAGCCAAGGUGGUACGUUUUCAUGUUUGGGAGUGUUAAGUUUCCGCCGGAAAUGGAGCUUAAAGAUAUAAAAAGUCGGCAAUUCCGUCGGAAUCCGGCAGUUAUGUUUCCCGAUGACGGCAAAAAGAUGGGUGAUAACCGGAGCUCCGACAAGGGUUCUUCUUCUUGGUGUUUGUUAAAAGCGUUGAGUUGCAGGGAUUAUACUAGCGUUGCCGUAACGUCGUCGUUUCACUUGUCCCAUGCCUGAUAAUACUGAGAUUAGGAGAUUAAUUAUGGUUCAUGCAAUUUCUUAUGUACAUUUUUACCCUGCUAAUUUUUAUGAAUGGUAGGGCAUUUUGGUAAUUCCAUAUCAAAAUACUAAUAAUAAUUAUCAUGAUCAUUACAAUU